AUGGAUUUGAGACAAAUCAAGGGAAAUCUGGGCCUCAAGAGUUCUGCCUUGGCCCCCACAGCCUGCAAGUUAUCCUCCCAGUUUCUGGUGCUGGAUCACAUGAACAACCACUACACCAAGAUAGUCAAGGCUAAAUCUGCAAUAGACUCCAGGCCUCCCAAGAGUCUGAUGGCAAGCCAGAAAAUGCGAGACAGGAUGAACCGUAGUCGCUUUCUUGGAAGUUCUCAGCCUCGUUCACGCUCAUCCAGGUCUGGGACAGUCUUGUCUGAUUAUGAAGAUGUGUUAAAGGAUGAACCAGAAGAUGAAGAGGAGAAGCUAGUUCAUUCCAUCAUGAGAUCAACACUCUUAGACAAGUCCAGAACCAGCAACAAUGCCACAUACGGUGCAGAACUACACAUGGACCCGUACUAUGAACAUAUGUCCACUAACAUACAUGAAACCUCACCCUACGGCGCAGUCAUGUAUGACCAUCCUCCUUCAGUCCAUUCCGUUAGAUCUGGCCACUCACUGACCAGCUCACCUUCUCGAGUAGCCUUGGCCACCAGUCUCUGGUCAAGAGAACUUGUAUUGGAGAUGUGCUAG
Messenger RNA from Candidula unifasciata, 582 nucleotides. The record is from the annotation of a GenBank genome assembly. NCBI's taxonomy places the organism in Eukaryota, Metazoa, Mollusca, Gastropoda, Stylommatophora, Geomitridae.